GGACUGAGUAAGAAGACGGGCGUGUCCUCCAGCGUUCUUCAGGCCAUGUGGGUGAACUGCAGCACAGACAGUCUGUCCGCUGCGCUGGCCUCCCUGAGGAACCUGUACACACCCAACAUCAAGGUGAGUCGUCUGCUGAUGCUGGGUGGUGCCAGUGUGACCUGGUGCACAGAGGUGGUGGGUCGUGCCCCCAUCCUGGCUGUCCACGCCCACCUGGGCCACUUGGAGAUGGUCGCUCUGCUGCUUGAGAUGUGGGCUCCUGUGGAUGGGACCACUGACAGCGGCAUGACGCCCCUCUGCCUGGCCGCCGCCGCAGGACACGUCGACAUCGUCAGCCUGCUCUGCAAGAAAGGAGCCAAGGUGGGCCACGCUGAUAAGAACGGCCAGUGUGCACUGGUCCACGCUGGGCUGAAGGGCCACGCAGAGAUCAUCAACAUCUUGCUGGGCCAGGACUGGGGAGCGGAGAGCAACGCUGACCCCCAGCAGCCCAACAGCAGCCAGACAGAGACUGGGAGAACACAGGCAGCCCAGCAGGCGGUCACGGCUGCAGCAAGCGUGGGACACACACAGGUGGUGAGGAGCUUGCUGGACUUGAAAGACGAACAGCUGGCAGUGCAGAUGGACGCACACGACUCUCUCUGGGGAGAAACGGGUGCGAUUCUCCUAUCAGUCAGAUAAAUUUAGCUUUCUCACCUCUUUCUGUCCAUCAGCGGGGUUCUCGAGCCACGCUCAAGGGCGUUGGGGUUGAAUUUCAGACACACUGGAGCUCUGUACAGUGAAUAGAUACUGAGCAGCCAACGUGCAUGUGGAAGCUCUGUGAAUACAAUAGAUACCCACAGUAUUAUGAUGUCAGGAGGCUCUGGUUGAUAUCAAAUCAUUGAUGCAACUGUAAAUACUUGUUUCACCCGAAGCGGAGCCUCACACAUAUCACACAGAAUAUCUUGUCCGGCCACAUUCGUAGCAUCUAAAAAGCAUCAGUUAUUCAAUUGUAAUACUCUUACCGCUGUCACAGAUGUGAUAGCGCAGCUCGCAGAAUUCUGUUAGGUCCAUUUCCUGAAAGCACGUUGGAUGAAGCCUGUAUCUGCCUCCUGCUCCAUUAGAGAGCAAUUCUAUUACACAGACCCCUUCAGUGGUGAGACAGAAAAAAAAGUGAGAGCAUAAAACAUUCAUGUUUGCAUGAUGCAGCACCGGGGCUUUGUGUUUUGUGUGUUUAGGGUCUGUAUCAUUGGAUUACAGUCCAUUUGCACAGAUACAAUGAUCAGUCAAAGAAACAUGUUAAAGUCUGAUUACAGAACAAAGGAUUCUUCUUCUUCAGGGAUCAGAAUUACUGAAGGCAGCAGUGCAGACCGUGCACACUGGUUAUUAAAGCUACUUCUCUUUUAGUAAGAACAUUAUUUUCCAUGCACGUAUUUAAAACACCAGCUUCUCUAACCUUGUUGCUAUUUUCUGCAGUUGUGCAAAGUCACCUUAAACAAAUACAUCUAAACUGUUGUUUUUUUUAGGUUAGUGAAUGACAUCAGUUCCUUCUCUCAACCUCCAGCUGCUCAAUGA
Molecule: messenger RNA, 1551 nt
Organism: Paralichthys olivaceus (Japanese flounder)
Lineage: Eukaryota; Metazoa; Chordata; Actinopteri; Pleuronectiformes; Paralichthyidae
Source: RefSeq, a predicted model, not a curated record